AUGGCCCCCGAGACGCGCUCCCGCGGCGUGCCUCCCCCAAACCGCGUGUACAAUUCGUCGCCCGCGCUGCAGCAGGUGCAGUUCCCGUCACGGCGCAAAAAGGUCCGCACGUACGGCCGGCAGUCUUCGUCGCAUACUCCUUCUCUGCGGCAGCAGACGCUCACGCAGAUCGACUUUGUCUCGAGCUUCGACGACGACGGCGAGGAUGUCAUUACCCUGACGGACAGCGAGAACGAGCCGCAGCAGGCGCCCGCGGAGCAAGGUGGCGACGGUGGCGACAAGGAGAAUACAAAUCCGAAAGGCAGAACGAAGGGAAAGGGCAAGGCCAAAGCGAGGGUACGCAUGCAGGAGGAGGAGGAUGACAAAGAUGACGAUGAGGAACCCGUGCCAGUGUCGAGGAGAAGAAAGAGGCCAUUUACCGGCGCGACGGUCAAUAAAUCGAAACGACGACGAACCCUAGGCGAUGAUUCCCCCGAUGAUACGGCGGCCAGGCCAAAGGGCCUCAAGGAGAGCAAGACUUCGCGUCGGCGGACCCUGGGCGACGCACCCUCAUCAUCGUCCAAGUACCACACCCAGACCUUGACGCAGUUUCUUGGUCAACGCUCCUUCAUCGCCGACUCCGACGAUGAGGGCGACGAUCUGGGUCUUGUUCCGAGCGAAGACGAAGGUGACAAGGGUAACGACGACGGUUUCAUGGAGUGGCUCGGCGAACCGGGAAGCCCCAGUGUGCGACGAUCCAAGACCCGACGGCGAAUGUCCGCUUCACCAUCGCCUCAGAGGCUGAGGGCCGGCAAGCUCAGCCAGGCGCAAGUCUGUCCGUCUAGAGAAGAGUCUGUGAUACCGCAGACGCCGGCCAAGCUUACCACCACAAAAAAUGCCUUGCCCGAGGAACCUCCCUCCAGCAAAGUUCUAGACUCGCCAUCGACAACGCUCAUCGACCGCUACGGAGCCCCAGAUGCGCAGAACUCCCCGCUCAAGGACCGCGCCUCGCCUACCGCUCGGCCUUUGCAGCUGACGGGCGUGCCCAAACACCUCGACGCGACGCCCACGCGGCGGAAGCCGGCUAUGGUGAUACAGGACUCGUUCGCCACGACAGGCAGCUGGGCGUCUCCAAGUCGAAGCCAACACAAGGCCACUCAAAAUUCGGACCUGUCAACCGCAAACACGCCAACGAAGGGUUCUUCGCGGCAGGGACGAGAUGGCAGCUCCGAGCUAGGAGCCAGUUCCGUGGCUGGACGCGCGAGCAUGUCUCCCAGCAAGGCCAAGAAGAACAGGUCACCAAAGAAGGUUGCUGGUGGCUUGUCUGAGAUCCCUGAUUCUGACGAGGAAGACGAGGGCUUUGACAUCGAAAGCAUGCGAGGCGGCGAGCUCGAGGUGGAACCGGACCGCGACGAGCAUCGUUUCGUGGCCGGGGCAGAGACGCAGCUCGUCAUGAAUGAACUGGCGUCAAGCGAAGCGCUGCAGCCUUCCCUGGAGAAGAAGGCAUCCUUCCUUGCCCAGUCCUCUUCGUCUCUUUCUUCAAUAUCGGAGCAGUCCUCGAGCGCCGCUCCCAAAGCCAUCGGUUCCCCUCCAACGACUCUCCCGCAACCUGUGCCGUCCAAGCAACAGGAGCCCCCUUCGCGACGAGAGCAGCCAACCGCCAAGCCAGUCGCCAAACGCAUCCGCAAGCCCCUUCACCACCCCCUAUCGCCCUCGCAACCUCGUCAAAGCCAGCCCUUCGAGUCUCAGCGCGUCCACGUCUCUAUCCUCCGGUCCUUGCCCCCUCCAGCAGCGCGCUCCGAUAUCCUCCUCCCCGUGUCCGCCGAGCAGCUCGCAUCUCUCGUGAGCGGCCACGCCGUCCACGUCGUCAUGCCGUUCAAGAUCCCUACGCAGGUAGUCCGCUUCUGGCUCCUCGAGGGCUCGAUGCUGCGAUACAUGGCCUGUGUCGAACACCACCAGGCCAAUGAGAGACCGCUGCCAUCCUCCGUAGCAGGUAAGGGGAACUCGUGGCAAUACUACAUCUCUCAGGUGUAUGAGCUCAACAACCCCGUCUCGGAACCCGACAUGCGCGAGGAGGGUUGGUGGGACGAGGGCCAGGCUAUUGGCAGGUAUGUUUACUUGCCGCCGGCGGUCAUCGGCCAACUGCUGUGGAAUCUGAGGCACGCUGUUUUUGGCGAGGGUGCCGAGGACCAAGCCUCUGACUCGGAAGAGGAGGUGGUCGCAGAGGCGGGCAGCCACGACGAGCCGCUCGAAGUGUUGCCCGCCAGGGAGCAGACGCCUCCGGGGAGCUUGACCGUCUCGCAGCAGGUCACCGCCCAGAUACACAGCGACAUCGCCUACUCCACGCAGUUCAUCCCUUCCACGCCCCUCGGCGACAGCGAGACUCACCACGGCACCUCACCCCGAGGCGGCGACGGCACGACUCCACGCCAAGGCGAGCCCCCUUCCUCAUCCAUCAAUCCUCCUCCACCUCCCGGCUUUGCAGCUCCAUCCUCAUCCUCUUCUUCCGCCCAUCGUCUCCAGCAAACUCCACGACCAGCCAAGGGCACCACCUCGACCAACACCAUCCGGCCCUCUCAGGCAACGACCGCAUCCCAGCCAUCCACGCCCGAAAAGUCCCAUCCCGGUCCCCCUCGGAAGCAUCACGCUCCUCCAACGCGCCCUCCCCUGCGUUCCACGACAAAUACCACCACCACUGCCACCACCCACCCGCCCCUACAGCACUCCUCCAGCACCAGCCUCCACUUCCUCGACCACGGCGCCUCCCUCGUCUCCAUGCCCCCCUGCUCGCCCACCUCUCCCCUCCAGCCGGGCGACUCCCCACCGCCGCCCUUCUCCUCCUCCUCCGCCACUCAGCUCCUCACAAAGAGCCAGAUGCUGCCCGACAGCCUCCUCCGCGACGGGCAGCCCCCGCCGCCCCUGCCGCCGGGAACGUUUGCAAAGUCGGGCACCGCCUCUGCGCGUGAGAUUUGGGACUCUGACGAUGAUGAUGUGCCGCUGUGA
Messenger RNA from Purpureocillium lilacinum, 2982 nucleotides. RefSeq lists its product as uncharacterized. The record is from RefSeq and is a predicted model, not a curated record. Lineage: Eukaryota; Fungi; Ascomycota; Sordariomycetes; Hypocreales; Ophiocordycipitaceae.